Aspergillus ruber CBS 135680 is the source of this 1149-nucleotide messenger RNA. RefSeq lists its product as uncharacterized. NCBI's taxonomy places the organism in Eukaryota, Fungi, Ascomycota, Eurotiomycetes, Eurotiales, Aspergillaceae. Bases 1 to 1149 code for a protein of 382 amino acids. The transcript is spliced from 4 exons. The record is from RefSeq and is a predicted model, not a curated record.
AUGGCCGACGCUCAGAUCAUCCCGGCCAUGAACCCCCCUCCAGGGAAGACAUCCAACUUUGUCGACCCGGAGUACCAGGGGACCAAGUUUAUUGUUGUGAAUUGCAUCUUUCUGCCGUUGGCGGUGCUUGCGCUGGCCGUGCGUACCUGGACCAGAGUGUAUAUUGUGAGGAACUUCCAGGCUGAUGAUUACUUGAUGAUGAUGGCUUUACUAUUGUCGAUUGUCAUGACAGCUGUGACAUUGGAUAUGCUCAAUUGGGGUCUGGGGAAGCACAUGUGGGAUGUUCCUGCUAUGCCUAAUCUCUCGCCAUGGUUUAUGAAGGAAAACAUGAUCGCAGCAAUCUUCUACUGCGCCGCCACCGGCUUCUGUAAAGUCUCAGUCCUCGUUUUCUACCUCCGCAUCUUCCCCAGCCGCUCCUUCCACUUCGCCGUGUGGUUCGUUGUUUUUGUCGCCGUGGGCUACGAGGUCGCUAGUGUGCUCGCUAAUGUCUUCGCGUGCACUCCAAUUGCGAAGAGCUGGGAUGCGACAAUCACGGGUGGAAGCUGUAUGAACAGACCGGUGUUUUACUUUGCGAAUGCGGGAUUGGGUAUAUUUACGGACUUUGCGACGGUGUUGGUGCCGAUUCCGUGGUUGUGGAAGUUGCAGAUGCCCAUGAGGCAGAAGAUUGCUGUUGGAGCGAUUCUUACGAUGGGGUGUUUUGUCGGCGUCGUCAGCUGCAUCCGCCUCUCAACCUUAUACAUCCUCAUGAACUCCCCCGACCUAACCUGGGCGACCACGGACGCCCUGAUGUGGUGCGCCAUCGAACUCAACCUCGGCAUCGUUGGCGGCUGCGUAACAGCAAUGCGCCCUUUCGUCCGCCGCUACUUCCCCAAGCUCCUCGGUCUAUCAUAUGGCGGAUACGGCUCGUACUCGCAUUCGAGGAAAUACGGACACCCGCUCAACUCGAUUCCAAGGAGCGACAACCCCAACUUUUCAGGAUACUUUCAGCAGUACUCUACGAGUACGUGGAAGGGGGGAACUAUGGGGGAUCGGAAUAGUGAGGAGCAGGUGUUGAAGGAGGCGGCAGCGCCGCCGGGGUUGGGGUCGGGUAAGGCGGAUGGAAUUGUGAGGACGGUGGAGUUUGAUGUUGAGGAUGGGUUGCGGAAAUGA